AUGCAUGGAAACGUUUAUCUACGUGACUACCUACCACCUACGACUCGAUGGCGGCGGCAACAAGUGGCAUGGCUGGUGGCAACAAAUGACAAGCCUACAGAUAUAGCGUUGGACACGCAGCACACACAACAAGCCAGGGAGAUCGCUCGUAUCAAACCAACUUAUUUUGUGCUGAGACGAUCCACAAACUCAACAGUCAUUGGGUUUUUUGGCGGCAACCCAUCGAGGACAAACACCAACAUUGCUAAGCAAGCAGCAUAUCCAAUAAUUGCGGUCAUCAUCGAAUCCAGCAACACGGACAAUCGAUCCAGCUAUCCUUAA
Messenger RNA from Zychaea mexicana, 321 nucleotides. RefSeq lists its product as uncharacterized. The coding region runs from base 1 to 321 and encodes 106 amino acids. The transcript has 2 exons. Lineage: Eukaryota; Fungi; Mucoromycota; Mucoromycetes; Mucorales; Lichtheimiaceae. The record is from RefSeq and is a predicted model, not a curated record.